Cucumis melo (muskmelon) is the source of this 453-nucleotide messenger RNA. RefSeq lists its product as uncharacterized. The record is from RefSeq and is a predicted model, not a curated record. Bases 1 to 453 code for a protein of 150 amino acids. NCBI's taxonomy places the organism in Eukaryota, Viridiplantae, Streptophyta, Magnoliopsida, Cucurbitales, Cucurbitaceae. The transcript has a single exon.
AUGGGUCCUGAGUUAGUUCAGUCUACUAAUGAAGCGAUACAUAAAAUUAGAGCACGAAUGCCAGCAGUACAAAGUAGGCAGAAAACUUAUGCUGAUGUGAGAUGGAAAGAUCUUGAGUUUGAUGUGAGAGACAAAGUGUUCUUGAAAGUAGCACCUUUGAAAGGUGUUUUACGAUUUGAAAAGAAAGGAAAGUUGAGUUCUCGUUUUGUUAGACCGUUCAAGAUUCUAGAGCGAAUUGGCACUAUGGUGUAUUGUUUGGCAUUGCCGCCAUCACUCUCUGCUGUGCAUGAUGUGUUUCAUGUUUCAAUAUUGAGAAAGUAUGUGACAGAUCCAUCUCAUGUGGUGGAUUACGAGCCACUAGAAAUUGAUGAGAAUUUGAGUUAUGCAGAACAACCAGUUGAGAUUCUGGCUAGAGAAGUAAAGAUGCUACGUGUAACAGAGGAAUUUCUUUAG